CACAUUUCUUAUCAGCGGCCUAUUUUAGGACCCGUCUUAUUUAUACAAACAGGAUGAACAGCCUGUGUCUUUUUCUCCUCUCCUGUCACGUUUCAUCUGCAGUGAAACACUCCCUGAAAUAUUUCAUCACUGCUUCCUCUGGGAUCUCAGACUUCCCAGAAUUUGUUGGUGCGGCUUUAGUUGAUGGGGUUUUAGUGGGCUACUGCGACAGCAGCCUCAGGAGAGCUGAACCCAAACUGGACUGGAUGCAGGAGUUAAUAAAAAAAGAUCCUCAGCACUUGGAGUGGUACACGCAGAAGUGCUCUGGGAAUCAGCAGGUCUUCAGAGCCAAUAUUAAUAGUUUGAAGAAGCGCUUAAACCAAACUGCAGGUGUUCACAUUUUUCAGAGGAUGAAUGGCUGUGAAUGGGACGAUGAGACUGAUAAAAUCACAGGCUUUAAUCAGUAUGGUUAUGAUGGGGAAGACUUCAUAGCGUUGGACCUGCAGACACUAACAUGGAUUGCUCCUAAGCCACAGGCUGUCGUCACGAAACUGCAGUGGGAUACUGAAAAACCCAGAUUAGAGCACAACAAGAACUACUACAUCAACAGGUGCCCCGACUGGCUGAAGAAGUAUGUGAAAUAUGGGAGGAGCUUUCUGCAGAGAACAGUUCUUCCCUCAGUUUCUCUCCUGCAGAGGACUCCCUCCUCUCUAGUCAGCUGCCAUGCUACAGGUUUCUACCCAGAGAGAGCCAUGAUGUUCUGGCGGAGAGGUGAAGAGGAAAUUCAUGAGGGUGUGGAGCAUGGAGAGAUCCUUCCCAACCACGACGGGAGCUUCCAGAUGAGCGUUGAGCUGAAUGUUUCAUCAAUCAAGCCAGAGGACUGGAGGAGGUACGACUGUGUGUUUCAGCUCUCUGAUGUUAAGGAAGACAUCAUCACCAAACUGGACAAGACAGCGAUCCGGACAAACUGGGUUUCUCCCUCAGUGUUUCCUGUUGGUCCUGUUGUUGGAGGUGUUGGAGGAGUUUUACUCCUCCUGGCAGUCUUUGGUUUCUUCAUCUGGAGAAGAAACAACAAUGGGUUCGAGCUUACAAACACAGGGGAGCAGUGACGGUGAGAAGAACACUGAGUUUCAUCACAUUUUCCCAGAAAGGGAAAUAUUUUCAUUUGGAGA
Molecule: messenger RNA, 1151 nt
Organism: Pundamilia nyererei
Lineage: Eukaryota; Metazoa; Chordata; Actinopteri; Cichliformes; Cichlidae
Product: major histocompatibility complex class I-related gene protein-like
Exons: 7
Coding region: 54-1088 (344 amino acids)
Biological process (GO): immune response
Cellular component (GO): external side of plasma membrane
Source: RefSeq, a predicted model, not a curated record